Molecule: messenger RNA, 3374 nt
Organism: Strigops habroptila (Kakapo)
Lineage: Eukaryota; Metazoa; Chordata; Aves; Psittaciformes; Psittacidae
Gene: MSL1
Product: MSL complex subunit 1
Exons: 8
Coding region: 716-2320 (534 amino acids)
Cellular component (GO): MSL complex
Source: RefSeq, a predicted model, not a curated record
UGCGUGCACACCGAGGGUGCAGACCCUCCUUUUCUUGCCUCCCUUUACGAGGGGAUCGCGACAGUGCGUGUCGUGUCCCCUGCCCCCCGGUGGGGCCGGGGACCCGGACAGCCUCACGGUGGGUGGCGGAUCGGGUCCUUUUGCGGAGGGGCGGGCGCGGAACUCGCCGCGCUCCGGGCGGAGCCGCCGCGCUCGGGAGCCACCGGGCGGCCGCGCCCCGUUACUGCGGUCCGGGAUCCCCGGGCGCGGGAGCGGUGUGUCCGGUGCGGGCCCCACCGCAGGGCCCGGGGCGGGAAGCGGUGCGAGAGGGUGGGGUGUGCGUGUGUGUGAGUGUCCCCGGGGGGAAGGCCGGUCGCGGGAACCGGCCCCGCUCCUCGCUCCCGGUGUGUGUGUGUCUCCCCCGCCCCGUCCAGGCCCGGCGCAUGCGCACCCAGUUUAAAGGUAACCGGGGGCCACCGCGCGGCCCCGGCCUCGACCCACCCCCGGUACCGGCCCCGCACCCUCCUUUCCUCCCCCCCCCGGCGUGGUCCGCGGCUCGGCCCCUCCCUUGCCCCGCACCGGGUGGGGGCUCAGGGGUCUGUCCGAGUCCCACCGCCCGGGCUGGGGGAUGCGCUGCGCUGAUGGCACCGGGGCCCCGCCGCAACCCCCGGGACCACGCAGCCGGUGUGGCCUCGGCGGGCGGUAACGGGGCGGUGCGGAGCAGCGGGCCCCGGCCAUGAGGUCUACCGCCUUCCGGGCGGGGCGGGAGGAGGAGGAGGAAGAGGAGGAGGAGGAGAAGGAGGGGGAGGAGGGCUCCGCACCGCACCGCCUGCCGCCCCGCCGGCCCCGGGAGCCGCCGCCGCCGCCGCUGGGGGCACACAAGGGCCGCGGCGGCGGGGUGGCGGCGGCGGCGGAGCAGCAGCAGCAGCCGCCGCAGCAGCAGCAGUCGCAGCAGCGCUGGGCCGGGCCGGUGCCGCUGGCCGGUGGCAGGCAGGCCGCCGCGGGGGAUGCGGGCGCCCGGCCGCGCUGCCAGGCCGUGCUGCCCGGGCGCGGCGCCGGGGAGGGCGCGGCGGGGCCGGGGCCCGGAGCUGGGUCCGUCGAACCGGGGCCUCCGCCGCCGCCGCCCGCCGAGGGCAAGUGGAAGAGCGGAGCGCGGCGCGGCGCGAUGGGGGCCGGCGGCGGGUCGCCGGGGCAGGCGGCAUGUCUGCGGCAGAUCCUGCUGCUGCAGCUGGACCUCAUCGAGCAGCAGCAGCAGCAGCUGCAGGCCAAGGAGCGGCAGAUCGAGGAGCUCAAGGCCGAGCGGGAAACGCUCCUUGCGCGCAUCGAGCGCAUGGAAAGGCGGGUGCAGCUGGUGAAGAAGGACAGCGAGCGGGAGAAGCACCGCAUCUUCCAGGGCUUCGAGGUGGACGAGAAGCCAGAGGCAGAAGCGUGCGAGAAGCUGCCCCUGGAGUGUCCUCAGGAUCUGCUGGAGCCCCCCCAGACCCUUCAGCCCAAGCACUUCCCCUAUGGCCGCAAUGGGAAGGGGCAUAAAAGGAAGCCGACAUUUGGGAGCACAGAGAGGAAGACGCCCGUUAAAAAACUGGUGUCUGAGUUCUCCAAAGUGAAGAGUAAAACUCCAAAGCACUCCCCGGGGAAGGAGGAAUCGGGCGGCUCCUUGUCCGAAACUGUUUGUAAACGAGAACUGCGGAGCCAAGAGACUCCGGAAAAACCCAGGUCACUCUUGGAGACCCCUCUCCGAGCCUCGGCCCUGCCGAAGGGCCCCAGUGCCCACCCCAAGGAGAAGAGCUUCUUCAGCAGUGAGGCAGACGACCUGCCCUAUCUCUCCACCACGGAAAUGUACUUGUGCCGCUGGCACCAGCCACCGCCAUCGCCGCUGCCGUUGCGGGAGCCCUCCCCAAAGAAGGAGGAGACUGUGGCAAUUCCAUCUUGGAGGGACCAUGUUGUGGAGCCCCUGAGAGACCCCAACCCCUCAGACAUCCUGGAGAACCUGGAUGACAGCGUCUUUUCCAAGCGGCACGCAAAGCUGGAGCUGGAUGAGAAACGAAGGAAAAGGUGGGACAUCCAGCGGAUCAGGGAACAGAGAAUUCUACAGCGGCUGCAGCUCCGAAUGUACAAAAGGAAAGGGAUUCAGGAGUCAGAACCUGAAGUUACCUCAUUUUUCCCUGAGCCAGAUGAUGUGGAAAGCUUGCUCAUCACCCCAUACCUGCCUGUCGUCGCUUUUGGCCGGCCCUUACCAAAACUGACCCCACAGAACUUCGAGCUGCCCUGGCUUGAUGAGCGCAGUCGCUGCCGGCUGGAGGUGCAGAAGAAGCAGACGCCACACCGAACCUGUCGGAAAUAGCUCCGGACAUCACUGGGUCGCACCAUGGCCGCUGCCCUCUCCCGCCGCCUUGUUUGACGGAUGGUUUCGUUCCUCCGUGACCCCAGUUUUGUUCUCUUGGGAUUUGCAAACGUUCUUCGGACUCAUCUCCCCUGUGCCACAGCUGGACGAGGCUUCCCCUGCCCCGGCUGCUCCGGUCCCAGCAGCAGCAGACGGACCCUGGACCCAUCCUCGGUGCCCUCUGCAGCCCGUGUGCAGGAUACUUUGGACAUUCAGCAUGGAGCUGGUGCUGGGGAAGGCCGUGUCCUGCUGGGAAUUGCUGCCUUGUUAUGUUUAGUUAGGAAAUGGGAUGACCACCAGGGCAGGUGCAGUGCUGGGAAGCACCAGGAAGCCUCUUUGGGAUGUUUGUCCCCCUCUCAGUGGCUGUGACAGGGGAGGGGGGAGGGGGGAAGUUUAAAACAAAAAUUUUUUUUUUUUUUUUUUUUUUUUGGUGAAAUAGAGCUCCUGAACGCACAAUUUUGGGGUUUUUUAAUUUUGUUGGGAUUAUUUUUUGUUAAUAAUUUAAGCGUUUUGAGGUUGGUGAAGUUUUGCCCGAGGCGUUGGGGGGGGGUGUCGGGAGGGACGAGACGGGGACAUACCCCACACACCCCUCCCCCCCCCCCCCGUGGUGUCCCCGGCCAGGGGGAGGGAGCUCCGGGGGAUGCUCCGCGUCUCCCCGCGCCCGUGAGCAGCGGUUAAGCAGGAGAAGGGGCCGCGCCUUCGCCUCCCUUCGCCUGCGGUUCCCGGGCGGGGUGAGGUCACCCCUCCCGCAGCCCCCCGGGGCCGGUCUGGCCGCGCGGGGCGGUGCCCGGGGGGGGGGCGGGGCGGGGCUCGUUAACGGGGGGAGAAAACGGGAUUAAAAAUGGGUUUUGAAAAGGAAAUUCGCUGCAAACAGCCGCAGGUGGGGGCAGGCGCGUGCCCCCCGCCCGGCGGCCGCGGCUCCGGGGGGUCACGUGCUCUCUUUAUUUUUCAACUUUCGGGUUUUUUCGAUGUCUUUUUUUUUUUAUUUACAAUAAACAAAACCCGAGCCCGCCCU